ACCGAGGCAUGUGGUCCGUGUGUAGCCUAACAGAAUUGGCGAGGAUGCAUCUAGUAGCUUCUAUGCGUCUAUCUACCUAGGUAUUCACUUACAUCGCUGGACGAAACACCAAAUAUUAAAAUUCUAGCAUUAUAUUUCCAGGCGCAUUGAGUAGAAUAAAAAUCAAUAAGACUUACUAUCCAAAAUCAAUUAAAUGGUGAGAAUUCUUCAACAGUCAACUCUCAGACUUCUGAGCAACACUACAACAAACCAACUAUACCGUCGUUACCCGCUAUCACGAAAAGCCAUGUCGUCAGCAGCAGACUCCAACCCCGGCGGCACAGAAAAUCACGAACAAAGUGAAACCUCAUCUCAGAAAACUCCGCUACCGCUCCCAGAGCCAAGCCAAGCAGGCGGCGCCACGCAACUCCCCGUAGGCGGCGAAGGAGUUCGCCUAGACCACCUGGGCCCACUAGUCGUCAACGAAGACGGAACAAUGAGCCGAAUCUCCAACUGGGACAAAAUGGCUGAAAUCGAGCGACAAAACGCGUUGCGGAUCUUAGGCAAGAGAAAUAAAUUACGCCUCGAAGCUUUAAAAGCAAAAGCGCAGACACAAGCCUGAGGGGAGAAACCCGAGGAGCAACGAUGAUAUACGGUGUGACUCAAAGGGCAAUGUAUUGAUUAUAUAAAAAGGGUGGUGGAUGGAGUGAAGCAAGCUUCACCGAUAAUUUACAGAGACGCCUAUUAUCGGGAUGGCGUGAUAGCUACUAAAAAUGUGUACACGUACUUCAUAUUGGCGAUCGCAUAUGCACGUCUGAAUAGAAUCAGUCCUUUUCAAUAUUAUUUUACUGGAGCCAUCUGUAGCUUGAAUCUAAAAUGUAGCUUGUCAGUUUGUGAAUGCAUAUUUUGAAAAUUGCAUCGAAUAAACCCCUCGCGAUGAGCGCUGGAGACAUUACCCCUGCAUGCCCUAAUAGUAUGGAGAUCGUCGAAGCGCAAAGAAACUAACGUUUAAAAGCGGUGGACCAACUAU
Hypoxylon trugodes is the source of this 1009-nucleotide messenger RNA. RefSeq lists its product as uncharacterized. The transcript has 2 exons. The record is from RefSeq and is a predicted model, not a curated record. Lineage: Eukaryota; Fungi; Ascomycota; Sordariomycetes; Xylariales; Hypoxylaceae. The coding region runs from base 194 to 601 and encodes 135 amino acids.